AUGAAUGCUGUUAUUCGACAAACGUACGGAAUAAUCAGGAUAUUUUAUAGAUUCACCAGAAUCCGGCGUAUAAUUUUCAGUUACAUCGCAUCCCUUUUUAUUGUGGUUCUGCUCUGGAUAUUGGUUGGCACAGCGCCUGCAACAACAACUGGUACGGUGUCCUUUCGAUGUGACGACCAUUAUGAAGAGGAAUUGUUUGAUCCCUAUAAAUAUCAAUGGACUAUUGUUGAUAGCGAUUUCUGCACGCGAAAAUACCCGGAAUUAUUUUUACUAAUUAUUGUCCAUACGGACACUGAGCAUUUCACCGAACGUAUGGCUGUUCGAGAAAUGUGGGGCAGUCCAGAACUUUAUCACAAAGUUGGUACAGCGCCUGCAACAACAACUGGUACGGUGUCCUUUCGAUGUGACAACCAUUAUGAAGAGGAAUUGUUUGAUCCCUAUAAAUAUCAAUGGACUAUUGUUGAUAGCGAUUUCUGCACGCGAAAAUACCCGGAAUUAUUUUUACUAAUUAUUGUCCACACGGACACUGAGCAUUUCACCGAACGUAUGGCUGUUCGAGAAAUGUGGGGCAAUCCAGAACUCUUUCACAAUGUUCGCUUUCAACCAACGAAAGUUAUUUUUGCUGUUGGUAAGUCGAAUAACAGUGACACCAAUUAUUUUUUGGAAAAAGAAGCCGAACAAUAUGGAGAUUUGUUACAACAAGAUUUCAUGGAUACCUACGAAAACCUUACCCUAAAGGCAGUGAUGUGGAUUCGUUUUGUGCACGAAUUCUGUCCUAAAGUACCGUAUAUUCUGAAAAUGGAUGAUGAUGUAAUGAUCAAUUAUUUCGGCCUAGUGCAAAUACUACAAAAUCGAAGCCAUCCAAAUUCGAAGAUACCUUUCAGGAGCAAAACGAUGGCUUGUAUCGUACGUAAAAACUAUCCUGCUGUACGGGAGAAUACAAAAUGGAAAGUUCCAAAAGAAGAGUACUCGGACGAUUUUUACCCACCGUUCUGUAAUGGCUGGUAUUAUCUGUGGACAGGCGAUUUGAUUAAGUUGGUUCUUCGGACGCUACCCUACUGCACCUAUUAUAGAAUGGACGAUGUGCACAUAACGGGACAUAUGGCCAAACGAGUUCAGGCGCAUUUCGAAAACUGGGAACCCAUAAAAUUCGAUAUGAACAGUCCGGACAAUGUUUAUGGAUAUGAGCAGGCGAUAUAA
Gongylonema pulchrum is the source of this 1200-nucleotide messenger RNA. NCBI's taxonomy places the organism in Eukaryota, Metazoa, Nematoda, Chromadorea, Rhabditida, Gongylonematidae. The record is from the annotation of a GenBank genome assembly.